AUGGCUGGGAGCCGGGGAAAUGGAACAGGAUGGGGCCAGGUCACUCCACUUCCCAUUGAAGAUUUUCUGACGGAAGAUGACAUUUACUGCAGCUGCCUCUCCAAGACCCUGCUGCACACCUCCACGCCCGUCACCAUCGGCUUUUUCGCUCCCUCCGGAUUUCACUCGCUGCUGGACCGCAUUACAGCCUACAUGCUCGAAGAAUCCCUUCGGCGGGAAGAAGAGGAGCGGAGAAAAUCACACCAAAAGCCGAGGCGACCCAAAGGCUGGGGCUACGUCCUUCUCCUAUGGUAUCUGACCUUCUACCAGCCCGUCAUCACCGAGGUCCACCUCCGGAGGGAGAACAUUCAGUUCAUCUUCAUCCGCUUUAGCGCUUGGCAAUACGCCGGCAGCGACAAACUGUGGGCAGGGCUGGUCACCACGCUCUGCCACCCUGCAGCUGUGCUUUUACCAUGUGAUGGGGAAAAGGCCCAUCUUCGCCUCCGGCUUUUGCCAGGAGGAAUGGCUCCUCAACAAGCGGACCUGCCUGGUGUUAGGAGAAGGAUGACGGACAGCCAGAAGUUCAGCAGCCACCUGGGCUUCAUGAGCGAAGUGAAGAAGGAAAUCGAGAUGCUGACCAGCUUCGUGUAUUACAUGGAGAUCUACCAGAGGCGGCGGCUACGCAUCGUCCUGGAAAUCACCAGCCUGGACAUGUGCUACCCGGAGCGGGUGGUCGGGGUGCUGAACGCCAUAAACACUUUGCUCUCCGACACGCACGCCCCCUUCAUUUUCAUCCUGGUGGUGGAUCCCAGCAUCAUUGCCUCGUGCCUGGAGCAAACCAGCUGCAUGAAAGGGAUGGCCGACAACGGGUACCUCUUCCUGAACCACCCCGAGAUGGGCACCAAGUCCAAGCUGCAGCAGCUGCAGGACGCCGUGCAGAGCCGGGAGGACCUGAUGUAUAAGAUCAUCACCCGAAACGUCGAACGGGGUGUCCGGAGCGUGAAGGGGAAAACGAUACAGCUGGUCGAGAUGGAGUCGCCUGGUGAGCUGGACCAAAGCCAAAUCGACGCCCAAGCCGUGAGGUACAUUCACGAAGCCUUUUAUUCCCUCCACGACGCUGCCGAUUGUCUCCACAAAUACAUCCCCGACAGCAUUAUCCAAAUGAGGAGGAUCGUCAACACAGUCCCCAUCACCAUCCGGCUCCUGCUGCAGCAGAACGUUAUGAGACAUACCAUGUCUGCCAGGGCCGUGGCUGCCUGGGUGGUCCUGGCGAACCAGUGGCCCUGCCGCUUGAGCUGGGUGUUGCAGUGUCUUGAGGACCGGCAGCAGAUGCGGCCAUGGGAGGAGGAGUUCAGGAAUCGACUCCUGUGGGGAAUCUUUGUGGAAAACUGCAGAGAGCUAUACUCCAUGCACAAAGACCUCCAGAACAUCCUCGCCUUGGACGGGGACUCGGAACUCUUCCAGAUGUUCUUGGCUAAGGAUUUCCCGUUCACGGUGCACGAGGCCAACGUCUUUCUAAAGGCCACCAUCAACCUGGACCAUUCCAUCCGGCACAAGCUGGGACUGGUGCGAGGGCUGAAUUCGCUGAACAAGGCCUACGAGACAGGCGGCGCUGCGUCACCCACGCGGUCUGUCCCCGUGUGUAAGGGGGUGCAGUGUUCCCGCGUGGAGGAAUGCAGUUAAACCGCAGGAAAAGACUUGGGUUAUUGACCUUGGAACGGAGGAAAGGAAGACGUUACGGUCUAUAAACCAUGGGGUAGCUCGAGGAAAAGCCGCGUGGUGCUUCUGUGUCUACACCAGCUGGGGGUGAGGCACCGAGAUCACUUCCUGAGAGAAUAAGGAACCUGCUCUCCAGCCUUAAUUAACAGCCAGCUGGCUUUUAGCUCAUGAUGGAGAGCAGGGCGGUUUGGGCGAGACCGUGGGUGGGAUCCGUUGAACGUGGCCUCCCCUGAGAACACGCUCCAUGCCGGCGCGGCCUCUCCCAGGGAGCAGACGGGCUGGCUGGAACAGACGGGUCCAGGGGGUCAGCAUUUCUA
Pelodiscus sinensis (Chinese soft-shelled turtle) is the source of this 2015-nucleotide messenger RNA. The record is from RefSeq and is a predicted model, not a curated record. Lineage: Eukaryota; Metazoa; Chordata; Testudines; Trionychidae.